AGGACGUGGCAGGUUAAGGAGGAAUUUGAAUAUUUUUAUAAUUUUUACUAAUUACUCGACACAUAGUUGACCCUAAACGAGGUGAUUAAUCAAGAAGGUUGUUUAUAUAUCGGUCCAUGUUUUAGAGGUGAUUUGAGGUUAAAUUACACGAAGGAAAUAGAUAAAUUUGAAUAAGAAGACAACAGCUCCUCCAUCAUGAAUCAAGUUAAGAAAGACACGAUCCAAUCCUCAGCAUUCACCAUUGGGUCUUGGGUCGCCUUCAAGUUAGUGGACUAUAAUCCACCCGGCCCCCUGUCACCCGGCACUAUUAAGAGCAACAUGGAUGUAUUCAACGACAAGUACAAAGUGGCCGUUAAGCUGGUGCCGAGUAACGAGCUUAUAUUGUGGGAACUCAGCUUAGAGGAGAAGAAGGGCCGUAGGUCGAGAAAAAGUAGCGGUGCUCGAUCGGCCAAAGAGGAGACCAGGAUAAUAAAGUGUAAGUAUGGGGUGUCUGACGAUGAGGGUCUACUCUUCAAAAGAUCCAUCCCGAUGGACUCUGAGGGUCAUGAGAUUGCCCUCUAUUGCUCUGAGUUAAUGGCCUCAGUAUGA
Messenger RNA from Homarus americanus (American lobster), 588 nucleotides. RefSeq lists its product as uncharacterized. The record is from RefSeq and is a predicted model, not a curated record. The coding region runs from base 196 to 588 and encodes 130 amino acids. NCBI's taxonomy places the organism in Eukaryota, Metazoa, Arthropoda, Malacostraca, Decapoda, Nephropidae. The transcript is spliced from 4 exons.